GGCGGCCGCCGCAGUCGGCGCGCGAUCGCGGAGCCGGGCGCAGCCGGGAGCCGGGCCCCAGCGAGCAUCGGGCCGAGGAGCGGCCACCGGCCCCCGCCUCCGGGCCGGCCCGAGCGCGCCCGGCCCGCGGCCCGCUGCCCCAACCCCGACCCCGGCCUUCCGCAGCCUGCGCCUGCCCUCCCCCGCCUCUGAUACUUGCCCGCCGCUGCCGCCGCCGACUCCGCGGACAUGUCCUUUCCGCAGCUGGGCUACCCGCAGUACCUGAGCGCCGCGGGGCCCGGCGCCUACGGCGGCGAGCGCCCGGGGGUGCUGGCUGCGGCCGCCGCCGCCGCGGCUGCCGCCUCGUCGGGCCGGCCGGGGGCGGCGGAGUUGGGCGCGGGAGCGGGGGCGGCCGCGGUCACCUCGGUGCUGGGCAUGUACGCGGCGGCCGGCCCCUACGCGGGCGCGCCCAACUACAGCGCCUUCCUGCCCUACGCCGCCGACCUCAGCCUCUUCUCGCAGAUGGGUUCACAGUAUGAGCUCAAGGACAACCCCGGGGUGCACCCCGCCACCUUCGCAGCCCACACGGCGCCCGCCUACUACCCCUACGGGCAGUUCCAGUACGGGGACCCCGGGCGGCCGAAGAACGCCACGCGGGAGAGUACCAGCACGCUCAAGGCCUGGCUCAACGAGCACCGCAAGAACCCCUACCCCACCAAGGGCGAGAAGAUCAUGCUGGCCAUCAUCACCAAGAUGACCCUCACGCAGGUCUCCACCUGGUUCGCCAACGCGCGCCGGCGCCUCAAGAAGGAGAACAAGGUGACGUGGGGCGCGCGCAGCAAGGACCAGGAGGACGGCGCUCUCUUCGGAAGCGACACCGAGGGGGACCCGGAGAAGGCCGAGGAUGACGAGGAGAUCGACCUGGAGAGCAUCGACAUCGACGAGCGCGACGGCGACCAGAGCAAUGAGGACGAGGAGGACAAAGCCGAGGCGCCGCGCGCCCCCGACGCGCCCGCGGCCCUCGCGCGGGACCAGGGCUCGCCGCUGGCGGCCACCGACGCACUCAAGCCCCCGGACUCGCCCCUGGGCCUGGCCAAGGAGCUCCCGGAGCCCGGCAGCACGCUCCUGCUGAGCCCCGGCGCUGCGGCGGUGGGCGGCCUGCAGGGCGCGCCGAACAGCAAGCCCAAGAUCUGGUCGCUGGCCGAGACGGCCACCAGCCCCGACGGUGCGCCCAAGGCCUCGCCGCCGCCGCCUUCCGGCCACCCUGGCGGCGCGCACGGGCCCCCCGCGGGCGCGCCGCUGCAGCACCCCGCCUUCCUGCCCAGCCACGGACUGUACACCUGCCACAUCGGCAAGUUCUCCAACUGGACCAACGGCGCGUUCCUCGCACAGGGCUCGCUGCUCAACGUGCGCUCCUUCCUGGGCGUGGGCGCGCCGCACGGCCCUCACCUGUCGGCGCCGCCCCCGCCGCAGCCACCCGUCCCUGUGGCCGCGGGGGUGCUCCAUGGCGACAAGGCCUCGGCCCGUAGCAGCCCCUCGCUCCCAGAGAGAGACCUCCUCCCCAGACCGGACUCGCCGGCGCAGCAGUUGAAGUCGCCCUUCCAGCCGGCGCGCGACAACUGGAUCUCGGCUUCUGAUCUAAGUGUGUCCCGAGUGCCCCGUUCUCUGCGAGACAGCCCGUGCCAGCCCCAGGGGGCUCAUGUUCCAUCUGGACCGAGACCAUCUCCGUGGAGGGCCCUGCCCAUGGGGCCAGCCAUCCCUGUAAGAGGGGCAUCCUGACUGUGAGGCCGUGGAGUUGCUCCUAGUGCCCAAUGGCUUAAGGACGUCCCGGAGCUACCCAUGACUUCGGCCACUUCGCUUGAAAUCAGACACUCCGUUCUGGUGAAGGGGCUCGGGGUCACGCAGGGAUCGGAAUGUUCCAGCAGCCAGUUCCAAGGUACUGGAAGGAAAGCAGGAGGCAGGGCUCCCUGGGGAGGCUGAGCUCGGGGAGGGGUGUGCCCAGCCAGCCAGUUAGCGAGCUCCUUCCCAAAGACAUUUCCUCAUCCGCAGGGUUUCUCUUCAGAAGGUCCACGGCUGCAGCUGCCCAGGGCGCCCCCAUCGCAUCUCCCACCCUAGUACUUGGCUUUCUGGGUCGGGGGUGGGGGGGCAGGAGCAUGCGGGGGUGUCCCUGUGUUUAAACACCAUACAGGACCCUGGGGACACAUUCCUUCCUGGAGGACCCAGUCCUCACUGUUUUCAGCAGACACGGCACAUUCUAUGGUAACUUUCCAAGAGCCUGCAGUGGUAGGCCCUCUUUCUGCCGGUGGCGAGAACACAUUAAAUGCAAUUUGCUACUUGCCUUUAGUGUCUUAGUCCAUCAGGAGAGCAUUAAUUGAUGGCAUGAGGGCUGUUCCCCGCACCCAGUGCCUGGGAGGGGGGUCUUCAGGGAAUUCUCGGAGAUAGAGCACUCCUGUGGCUUUCGUGUUGCUCCCUCUCUGUAUCAGAUGAGAUGCUCUAAGAACAAGAACAGCUGGGGAUUCUGUUCCUCCAAGUGCGGUUUCCAGCCCUUCUGGUUCAUGCCUUCGGUGAAAACAAUUAACUUUUGUAUAUUUCAGGAUACAGGCAGGACCUUGUGGAAAUCUUAUUUAAUUAUGUGCUAUAUUAAUGUUAUAUUGAUUAUGUUAUUGCCUGUAAAUCCAGUUGCUUAAUAAAGCUGCAGUCAUUUUGCAAUAA
This is a messenger RNA of Capra hircus (goat), 2691 nucleotides long. It is a transcript of the gene IRX1, whose product is annotated as iroquois homeobox 1. Gene Ontology annotation, molecular function: DNA-binding transcription factor activity, RNA polymerase II-specific; RNA polymerase II cis-regulatory region sequence-specific DNA binding. The record is from RefSeq and is a predicted model, not a curated record. Gene Ontology annotation, biological process: neuron differentiation; cell development; regulation of transcription by RNA polymerase II. The coding region runs from base 229 to 1758 and encodes 509 amino acids. The transcript has 4 exons. Gene Ontology annotation, cellular component: nucleus. Lineage: Eukaryota; Metazoa; Chordata; Mammalia; Artiodactyla; Bovidae.